Molecule: messenger RNA, 1442 nt
Organism: Gordionus sp. m RMFG-2023
Lineage: Eukaryota; Metazoa; Nematomorpha; Gordioida; Chordodea; Parachordodidae
Product: beta-alanyl-dopamine/carcinine hydrolase-like
Exons: 1
Coding region: 57-1199 (380 amino acids)
Source: RefSeq, a predicted model, not a curated record
UCGAAUUUUACCAAGAGAAUGUCGUUAAUAUAUUAGUCGUAUAAAAUUAUUUUAUAAUGUCAAUUUCUAUAUGUAAAUUUAGAGGUAGUUAUUAUAAUGUAGGGUUAGAAAUUGGACAAACUUUUAAAUACCUCAUAUCUGAUUUUUUUGAGCAAUAUAAUUGGUUACAUGAGACUUUUAUACCAUUCUAUCAUUCUAAAUUUGGUAAGCAAAUAUAUGACAAUUAUUUAAGUACUUCUAAACAAAUAUAUCCUGAGUAUAUUCAGGAAAUUCAAGGAUAUGCAGAUGGAUCUAAAAUUCCCUUUCAUUAUUUUUUCUUAUGCAUACUAAGGGUUGAAAUAACAAUAAUAAUUAAAGAGAAUCUACAUGAUUUACUUGAUUGUACUGAUGUAUUUUUUGUUGACAAAGUAAACAUUCUUGGUCAUAAUGAGGACAUGCAUGCAGCAAUUAAGGAUAAAGCAUAUGUAGUUGAUGUUGAAAUUAUUGAUGAAUCAAAUUGUAAAAUAAAAGAAAAAUUUACAGCCUAUUGCUAUCCAGGCCAUUUACCAGGUAAUUGUAUGGGUUUUAAUAAUAACAUUGAUCCAUUUAUAAUAACUAUGAAUGGAUUGUCAGCUAAACAUGUAGGAAUAUUAGAUUCAACUCCCAGAGGCAUCCUAUGUAGAGCUGUUAUAGGUAAAUGUUAUGAUAUGAAGAGCUUAUUAAGUAUAUUAUAUGAUUUUGGAAGGGGAACAGCAGUAGGAUUCAGUAUUAAUAUAGGUAUUUCUGGAAACAACAAUAUAUGCCAUCCAUCACCAAAUAAAUUUUUUAAUGUAGAGGUAGCACCAUCUCUUACAAAAUUUGGAAAGUCACAAUUGAAUGUUUUACAAAUAGAUAUUAUUAAAAAAUAUUAUGUCCAUUUCAACAAAUAUGAAAGAUUACAAGUUCCAGAAAUAUCAGAAUUUUUAAUAAGUUCACAGCACCGUGAGAAAGUUGUUCAAACAUUCGGAUCUAAAUUGCAAGCUAACAAUAUACAAGAUAUGCUAGAAAUUCUUGGUGAUACAAGUGAUAACAAUUAUCCUAUAUUCAGGGAAAGUGGUAUAGAACAAAGUCAAUCUAUUACAUUAGCCACAGGAAUAUUUGAUAUGGACCAUAAAGAAUGGACUCUUUAUGAUAAAAACCCAAAGUUUAACAAGCCUAUAUUUAAAAUUGAUAUCAAAUAGAAUUGUAUACCAAUUUAAUCCUGUAUUCAGAGGAAAUAGUAUAAAACAAUUCAAUCUAUUGCCACAGUAAUAUUUGAUGGACAAAAACGAAUGGCUAUUUAAAAUAAAAACCCAAAGUCUUAACAAAUCAAUGAUUAAAAUUGAUAUAAUAAAAUUUUAUACCAAUUUAAAUAUGUAAUGUUUGGUAAAAUUUUACAGAAAAGGAUCCAAUUUUCCCAAUUUUUAUCUUGUUUUUUGAUAAAA